GACACGAGGAUAUGAUUUGCAAAAGUUGGUGAAAAUAACAAAAAAUAAGCUUCCUAUUUAUAUUGAUAUAGAUCAAGGUAGACCAUUAGACAGGGUUCAAUCGGCAAAGCUAUCAAAUGAGUUGGGUGUUAUUGCUCGGACUUAUUUACCUUGUCCACGAUCAUUCAAGAAACUUGACUGGAAGGAGCACAUAAAACCAUCAUUUGAGCGUCUUAGGAUGAAUUUGGAUGUUAUUGACAUCGAGACAAAUCCAAGGAUAGCUGAUUGUGUAGUUGCUAUAUUGAAAAAUAGAAUUAGAGAUCAUCGUCAAUCUUUAAAGAAGUAUUAUUUGAGUUUUUCUGAUUAUGAGGAUGCAAGGAAGAAAAAACCUAAUGAGUUUAUUACUCAAGCGAAUUGGGAGGAUUUGUGUGAUUAUUGGGAUAAUGAUAAAACUAAGGAAAGGGCUAAAAAAGCAAAAGUAAGCAGAUCGUACAUGAAAACACCCCAUAAUCAAGGAUCCAAAUCCUUUGUUGUUGUUCGUCAUGAACUUAUGAAGAAGGAUGAUGAAAGUAUAAUAGAUGAACAACAUGAGUGUAAUAGGAUUGAAUUGUAUAAAAGCACUCACUAUAAGAAAGGAAAAGGAUGGGCAUCUUUAGAAGCAAAAGCAAACUACUGUGCAAUGCAGCAAAAGUUUAAGAAAGCUAUAGAUGAGAAUCAGGAUGUUGACGUUGACAAAAUUUGUGAUGAGGUUCUUGGCACUCGAUCUGGGUAUAUUAAAGGAUUAGGUUAUGGUCCAAAGCCAAAUGCUUCAAGAUGUGGACAUGCUAAGAUCAUUAAAGAUCUUGAAGAAGAAAAAAAAUAUGUGGAAAAAGAAAUAUGAAGUUGAGGUUCUUGAAAAUAAAACCAAUCGAGGAGCUCAAUUGACAAAGCAUGAAAAAAUGUUAAGGCAUAUAUUAGGAGCAAAAUAUGAUGAGCAUGAAGAAAAUACUAAAAGUGGAGAUAAACAAGGUGAUCACCAAGUUUAAUCACUAUAUGGUUGUUGUAAUUUUCUCAGGGAAAGUAUUGAUAAAGGAGUGGGACACAAAUUUGCAUGGAUUUCUUUUAUGAUACAAGUGGUAGAGACAAGUUAGCAUUGAUACUUUGGUCUUUUGAUGCUUUUGUAUUUGGAUGGUAACUUAGUUUUUGGAAUGAUUGUAGACCAAAUGGUUUUAUUGAACAUGUUAC
This is a messenger RNA of Dioscorea cayenensis subsp. rotundata (Guinea yam), 1203 nucleotides long. RefSeq lists its product as uncharacterized. The record is from RefSeq and is a predicted model, not a curated record. NCBI's taxonomy places the organism in Eukaryota, Viridiplantae, Streptophyta, Magnoliopsida, Dioscoreales, Dioscoreaceae. The transcript is spliced from 7 exons. The coding region runs from base 218 to 859 and encodes 213 amino acids.